AUGGAUGAGGCAUCAGUGACGGCGAUGAAAGACGCACAGGAGCAAGAAUCGAGACGUGACGACCCAGUGCAGGCGAGCCACAGUGGAGGCGACGAUGCAGUGACGGAAACACAUAGGGGCGAGACGAGGCAGGCCGCUCAACACGAGUGUGAGAGCGUGCCUCUGCGGAGGCUCAACGGGAUAGAGAAAAGUUCAGCUUCAGGAAUCAUGGGGCUUCACAGACGGGAGUUUGGGUUAGGACCUAUUGAUGAAUUCGAUGACUCUGCCAUUGGGCAUGAUUAUGAGGCUGAGUUACCUGGGAAGGAGAUUCCAGAUUUAUGGGAUGCUGGUGACCCUAUUUGUUGUUGCACAUAUUGUAACGCGAAUAUGUGGGAGCAAGAAAGACUAUCUCGCACAAAGGGGAAUGUAAUACCACACUUUGGUUCAUGUUGCAUGGAUGAGAAGGUUCAACUCCCUUUCUUUACAAAUGUUCCCAAAAUUCUUACAGACUUACAUCUACAGGAUGAUGAGAAAGGACAUUUGUUUAGGAAGAACAUUAGAUCAUUCAAUUCCAUGUUUUCAUUCACAUCUAUGGCUGAAAAAGUUAAUUAUAUCAUUAACAACAGUUCUGGUCCUCCAAGUUUUGUAUUAAGUGGUCAAAAUUAUCAUUCUAUUGGAAGUUUUGUCCCUAAUGAUAAUGAGAGACCUAAAUUUGCCAAAUAUAUGACACGGAGAAUGAGGUCAAAUAAGAAUGUUUCUAAUAUUGAAAGGAAAAGUAUCUCAACCUUGAAAGACAUGUUAGAUGCACACAACCCUCUCGCCAAGAUGUUCUGUUAUGCCAGGGAUAGAUUCAAGUUAGAUAAUGUUCCUGAUGUUAGGCUUAAGUUGAUUCGGAAAAGAGAUACGGAUGGAAGGAGAUACAAUCUGCCAACAGUAUCUGAGGUUGCUGCAUUGGUUGUCGGUGAUGUUGAUGACUCGAUUAUCGACAGAGAUAUCAUCAUUGAGUCAACUGCAAGACAACUAAAGAGAAUUGAUGUAUUGCAUCCUCAGUACCUUGCUUUACAGUAUCCAUUACUUUUCCCCUAUGCAGAGGAUGGUUAUAGGAAUGAUAUAGAGACAUCUUUUCGGUACAACAUCGAUGGUUCUAAAAAGAGGACAAGGAUAAGCAUGAGAAAGUUCUUUAGUUAUCGUGUUCAGAUGAAAGGACAAGAUUGCCAUAUGUUGUUACAAUCACGUAGGCUUUUCCAACAAUUCUUGGUUGAUGCAUACACAAUGAUAGAGGCUGAAAGGCUUAAUUUUCUUAGAUUCAGCCAAUGCAAGUUAAGAGUUGAGAAUUAUAGAGUCCUACACGAAUUAUUUACUAGAGGUGAAGCUGAUGCUGUUGUCACUGGCCAACAUGUUUGCACUAUUGAGUUUCAAAAAAGAGGGCUACCACAUGCUCAUAUUAUUUUAUUCACACAUCCAUCUGCAAAGCCAAAAUCACCCUCAGAUAUUGGUAGGCACAUUUCUACUGAGAUACCUGAUAAGAGGUCUAGGCCUAAAUUAUAUGCAGUAGUGGAGAAAUUCAUGGUUCAUGGCCCUUGCGGGAAGUACAACAAGGAUAGCCCAUGCAUGAUUAAUGGCAGAUGCAGUAAAUUCUUCCCUAAGCCAUUACGUGUUAGGACCAUUACUGAUGAGGUUGGUUUUCCGAAGUACAAGAGGGUUGAUAAUGGUCGUACUACAUCAAAGAGGAACGUGUUGCAUGAUAAUUCAUAUAUUGUUCCUUACAAUCCAUCUUUGUUAUUAAAAGUCACUGCAUCAUUCUUCCAGACAUCGGAUGAUGGUUGUGGAAUGCAAGUUGUUGACAAAAUACGUAAUUACUAUGAUUGCAGCUACAUAUCUGCAAGUGAAGUAGCUUGGAGAAUAUUUGGUUAUGAUAUUCAAGUGAAAGAACCUGCUAUUAUUAGACUUCCAUUUCAUCUACCAAAUGAGCAUUCGAUUGUUUUUAGAGACAACGAAAGCAUAGAAGAUGUAAUUGAACGUGCCAAUGGGAAGCUGACUAAACUAUUGGCAUGGAUGGCUGCUAACAAAAGAUAUGAAAUUGGUAGGGCACUUACAUAUAGUGAGUUUCCGAAUAAAUUUGUAUGGAAGAAGGAUCAUUCUAUGUGGGUUCCAAGGAAGAUAGGCUUCUCAAUAGACCGUAAUGUUUGGAAAAUAUGCUACAAACAUUUUGCAGAUGAUAUUUUGUUUGAAAUGAGAAGGACACACUAUAAUCAAGAGUUGUGCUUAACAGAUGAACAGAUUCUGAACCUCACUCUCAUAAAGGUUGAAGAACAGAUGCAAACAAAUGGCAGAUCACUUAGAGAUUUUAAAACCAUGCCAUACCUAUGUGAAAAUGAUAUUGAUGGUUUAGAUGAUAGAAUGAUUAUUGAUGAGCUUAAUUUUGACCAUGGUAUCUUACAUUUACGAUGCAAUGAGUCAAUACAGAAAAUGACUGAUGAACAACGCCAUGCAUUUGAUGAGAUUGUUAAGGCUGUUCAGUUAAAUUUAGGUGGAUUCUUCUUUCUAUAUGGAUACGGUGGAACUGGUAAAAUAUUCCUGUAUACAGCACUCUCAACUGUAAUAAGAAGCAAGGGUGAUAUUGUGCUAAAUGUUGCAUCAAAUGGUAUUGCUGCUCUCUUACUACCUAAUGGGUGCACUGCUCAUUUGAGGUUUAGGAUACCAUUUAAUAUUAACGAGGACUCUGUUUGCAAUAUUAAACAAGGUUCAUCAUUAGCCCGUCUGAUUUGCAAGGCAAAAUUUAUCAUAUGGGACAAGGCUCCAAUGUUAAGUAAGUACUGUUACGAAGCUUUAGACAAGUCGCUGAAGGACGUCUUGAGGUUUGAAACUAACUACAAUCAGGAUGAACCUUUUGGUGGUAAGGUUGUGGUAUUAGGUGGUGAUUUUAGACAAAUUCUACCCGUCAUUCCUAUGGGUUCACGUCAAGACAUCAUUCAAGCAUCAAUAACAUCAUAUCUAUGGAAUCGAUGCAAAGUAUUGAAACUCACCAAGAACAUGAGGCUUAAUAGUGGGGUAAACUUACUACACCAGGUAGAAGUCGAUGAAUUUGCAAAAUGGAUUCUUUUGAUUGGAGAUGGUUUAACUGGUGACUCAACAGAUGGUGAAUCUGAGGUAUUGAUUCCAGAUGAGUUAAUCAUACCUGAUGAAGACAAUUCUUUCGAAAGGUUGGUACGAUUUGUUUAUCCAAAUUUUUUGUCUGGAUGUAAAGAACCUGAUUAUUUCAAGGAACGUACCAUCCUUGCACCUACGUUGGAAGUAGUGAACGAGGUAAACAACAACAUGAUGGAAUCACUGCCAGGUGAUGAAAGGAUUUACUUGAGUUCUGAUUCAUUAUAUGUAGAGGAGAGUAACAUGGAGGUUGAGUUGGAUACAUUUAGUAUGGAUGUUUUGAAUGCAACAAAUUGCUCAGGGAUAUCUCCACAUAAAUUAAAAUUAAAACCUGGAGUACCUGUCAUGCUUCUUAGAAAUAUUAACCAAUCAAACGGUCUUUGCAAUCGUACCAAGUUACAAGUCAGAAGGAUAGGCAAGCAUGUUAUUGAGUGCAUGGUUUUGACCAGGAAUAGAUCAGGUCAGGUUAUAUUGAUACCUCGAAUAAACAUGGUUCUAAAUAAUGAGAUUCUACCAUUUAAAUUUUAG
Molecule: messenger RNA, 3654 nt
Organism: Arachis duranensis
Lineage: Eukaryota; Viridiplantae; Streptophyta; Magnoliopsida; Fabales; Fabaceae
Exons: 8
Coding region: 1-3654 (1217 amino acids)
Biological process (GO): telomere maintenance; DNA repair
Molecular function (GO): DNA helicase activity
Source: RefSeq, a predicted model, not a curated record